Molecule: messenger RNA, 2725 nt
Organism: Blepharisma stoltei
Lineage: Eukaryota; Ciliophora; Heterotrichea; Heterotrichida; Blepharismidae
Source: the annotation of a GenBank genome assembly
AUGGAUUAUUUAAAAACUCGGCCUAAACUCCCACACCUAGCGGAUGAAUUUGGGCUGAAAUCCGAGAAAAAGGCACAAAAUACCGAAUUAAGUAAUUCGUUUUUUGCUUCAAUUAGCGGCUUAUCGAAGAUCCAAGAAGUUGAAGAAGUUGGAUCAAUGAGCAAUGACUCAGAAGCUUAUUUAGAUUAUACAAUAAACCUUUCCAAAAAAUCAAAUCUGACUAAAAAAUUGCCUUUUAUGAAAAAGCAUUUCCGAAAAUAUACCGAACUCCCUCCCCUUACUCUUCCCCAUCCCUCCAUGAGCUAAUAAAAGCAUUGAAAAAAUCGGUAUUUUUGAUUGAAAACACCCUUCUGUAAGCAAACAAAAAAUUUUUAUAAAAAAUAUAUUUAAUUUUAAAUUUCGGAAAAAAUAAUUAAUAAAUUUAAAAAAAUUAAUUAAAAACACGUCCUUCGAGCAAAAUUUUUUUGUUCGCUCACGGAGGGAGGAGGGUAGCAAUAAUGAAAAAAUUGCAUUCUUUCAACGAUUUUUAAGCAAGCUCAAAGAAAACCCUCAAAUUUAUGAUCACUUCCUUAACGAAGCUAAAAAAAAGCUUAUAUUAUCAAUUCCGAUUUACAGUAGCACCGAGUAUUAUUAUAAAUUCAUCCACAUUCAAAAUAGUAAAAAAUACCGAUCACUAUCACAAACUCCUGUCCCAACAGUUUCUAGAAAAACUCCAGAUUUAGAAGUAAAGCGGGUAGUAAACUCCUCUCCUCUUGGGUUUAGCAUAAAUGAAAGAAAUUUACUCAAAGAUUUGAUAAAAUUCCCAGAUAGUGGCCGAUAUCCCACUUUAUCAAGAACAACAUUUUCUAGGGCAGAGAGCAGGAGAAGUAGUCGGCCUACAAGCAAAAUGAGACGAUUGGGCAAAAGGAAAUUUCUUGAUAGAAAUAAGCCAAGCCUUAUCCGUCUAUAUCAAGAAAUAUGCGGAACUCCAAAACUUUCUUUAAGACUGUGUAGACUUUCAAUUCAAGGCUUCACCCAGCAUUUAAAUAAACGAUACCCUACUGAAAUAUCUGAAUCAAUGGCUAAACAUUUUGACUUCAAAAAUGGUACAUUAGAAGAAUUUUGCACAGAAAUGGACAAGUUUAUUGGAAGCUCUGACGAAAAGCAUUUAGCAUUUUGCUUUGAUAUUUUUGAUUUCAAUAAAGAUAAAUAUAUUUGCUAUCAAGAUGCGUACCUUGCUAUGAAACUAAGAGAGCAAGAUUAUUAUGAUAAUGAUAUAAUAAAGAUAAACAAAAUGUUUGAUCUAAAAAAACAAAGAAAAAUUCCUACUAAAAAAGAAUCGCGCAGAAGUAAAAGAAGAAAAAGCGUUUUUAGUAGUGCUACGAGUGAAAAUACAGACGAGGAAGAUGAGGAAGAAAAUAAAAAAAAAUCAAAAAUCCCGCAUUAUAACCUUGAAAAGCCUGAAGCCUUGACUUUUGAAGAUUUCUGUAAAAUUGAUUUCCAAGGGAAGCCACAAAUUUUUAUUGAUUUUUUGAGGCACAGCUGUGAAUUUAAUUACACUAUUUUGCCUGUGUUUCCGACAACGCCUCCAAAUAUGACUAGGAAAAACAGCGAGGAUUUGAUUGUUGAUAUCUCACAAAAUCCUGGUCUCUUAGAAAGUGUUCGGCAAGAUCCUAAUUUUUCCUACUUACUCCCCCCCCCCCCUCCGUGAGCGAACAAAAAAAUUUUGUUCACUCACGGAGGGGGGUUAAUUUUUUUUUUUUAAAAAACAAUUUAUAUAUAAAUUUUAAAAAAAUAUUUUUUUCGAAAUUUAAAAAAAAUCCUAAUUUGCAAAAAUUGGGAAGCAAAUACUAAUUUAAUUUGCAAAAUUUAUGUUUUAAAACGCAAUUUGUUUAAAAUUAAACAGAAUUAGCUCUAGAUUUCAUUAUACUAAUUAUCACUUAUAUAGCAAAAUUUUUUUCUAUUUAAAUUUUUUUCUAUUAAAAUAUUUUUGUUCACUCACGGAGGGUGGGUUUUUUGGUCAAAAAAUGGCGAUUUUUCUAAUGGUUUUGUUCGCUCACGGAGGGGGGGGGGAGAGUUAGCGGAGCUUGAAGAAGCCAUGAGCUUGUUUUCUGGAACCCAACUUUACGAUUUAUUAGAAAAAUUUGAAAUUCUAAGAUGUAAAGAUAUGAAAAGUUUGAAAACAAUUUCAAAAACAUCUAUGAAAGAAAAAUGACCGGAGCUAUUUGGUGCUAAAUGCGAUUAUGUCGCUGAAAGAAUUUAUCAUUUUUUAGCUGGACCAAAGUAUGAGGAUGUGACAAAAUCGAGGUUUUUAAAUGCUGUUCAUUUAUUACUGAAUAUAAAUAAUGAUUAUUUUUUGAGGGGUUUUAGCUUUCAUAUAUAUGACGCAAGAGGAGAUGGAGUAAUUACGGCUGAUGAAGCUUACAAUAUGCUAGAAGCACUUCCUGUAGGGUCACCUAUAUAUUAUGAGUGUUUGCGGUAAAAGAUAUUUAGUAUAGUCAAUGAGCUUCUUGCAAGUAUUUUUGGAAGGAGAAUAACUCCAAUCACAACGAUUGAUUUUUAUAAAUUCAUUGAAUUUAUACCGGAUUCUCUAUUUAUUAAAGAAGUUUUAGAAGUUUUUCAGAUUCCGUUAGUUAAACUCAAGGAAAGAGCGAAUUCUUCGUUUAUUCCUAUUGAAGUGAAGAAUGAAGAAGAUAAAAAAGUUAUUGAAACUUUAAGGCUAGCAACCCAAGAAAUUUUUAUAUAA